Molecule: messenger RNA, 4011 nt
Organism: Anopheles coluzzii
Lineage: Eukaryota; Metazoa; Arthropoda; Insecta; Diptera; Culicidae
Exons: 2
Coding region: 1-4011 (1336 amino acids)
Biological process (GO): DNA integration
Molecular function (GO): nucleic acid binding
Source: RefSeq, a predicted model, not a curated record
AUGCCUGGUUCACCAGUUCCAACGACGUCGGCGGCGUUUGAGGAACAAGACGCAUCGCAUCGUGUAUCACAUGUGCAAGCUGCAUCAGACAGCGAUCAUGGCCAAGCCAAUCCAAUACUGAGGGCAGCCGUGGCAAGAGAAGCUUCGGAGACAAUGGUACAAGUAGUGAAUGUUGACGGAACACGUAUCUGGGCUCGAGCUUUACUGGAUGGAGGUUCACAGAUCAACAUUGUUACGGAACGAUUGGUACAGCUGUUGAGAGUCCAGAAGAGGAACGAGCAUCAUCUGCUUGGUGGAAUAGGGAAGGCACAGCAUUCGUCUCAUCAUUCUGUGAGCCUUGCUAUCCACUCUCACUGCUCUACCUUCAAGGCAAGCUGGAAGUUCCAUGUGCUGCGAGAAGUGACGUGGGACCAGCCAGCACAUGCAGUCAAUCCGGAAGGAUUGAACCUACCGAAGGGAGUGACGUUGGCGGAUCCUCAUUUCUAUGAGCCAGGGCCAAUUGAUCUACUUAUUGGGCGAGAAGGUUACAACGAUCUACUUUUGGGUAACAUUCUUCGGUUGAAUAGCCCAAAACUACUACUGCAAAACACGGAGCUGGGUUGGAUUGUCUCAGGUCAGGUAAGCCAAGGUCUAACACACUCUUCCUUAGUGCUCAACGUCAUGACGCUGAAUGACCAACUAAGCCGGUUUUGGGAACUGGAAGGCUGCUACUCCCCUGCGAUGUUAUCCGUCGAGGAAGCUGAGUGUGAGGCAGCAUUUGUACAAACAACUUCACGAGACCACGAAGGCCGUUUCGUGGUAGCCUUACCAACGCGUACUGAAAGGCUUAAUCAACUAGGUGACUCUUAUGAAGCUGCAUCACGGCGGCUACAAUCGCUCUGUAGGCGAUUAAAUAUCGACUCGAAAUUGAAGCAGGGAUAUUCUAAAUUCCUACAGGAGUAUCUCGAUCUAGGACACAUGGAAGAAAUUCCAUCUGACCGCCAUGACAUUGGAAAGACAUAUUACAUGCCGCAUCAUUGUGUAGUACGACCCGACAGCCUCACGACUAAGCUAAGAGUCGUAUUUGAUGCAUCCAGUUCUACUGAUACAGGGGUAUCCCUCAACGAUGCACUGAUGGUGGGACCUUCAGUGCAAGAUGAUCUUUUGUCGUUGUUACUCCGAUUUAGAGUACCCAGAUUUGCGAUUUUGGCUGACAUUGAAAAAAUGUAUCGCCAAAUUUGGGUGAAGGAAUCCGAUCGUCCACUUCAACGCAUCCUGUGGAAAGAAUCUGCUGAUGAUAGAAUUCGCAUCUAUCAGCUGAAAACCGUUACGUACGGCACAGCCUGCGCACCUUACUUGGCCACCCGUUGUCUGCAAGCGUUGGCUAAGGAAGGAGAAACAAGAUAUCCCAGGGCAUCCAAGGUCCUCGAGCAAGAUUUUUACAUGGAUGACAUGAUCACCGGUGUGGAAUCUGUUGAAGAUGGCCGGAUUAUUUGCAGCGAAAUAAAUCAGCUUCUACAAUCGGCAGGAUUUCACCUGCGCAAAUGGGCUUCAAACUCGUCUGAGUUACUGGAGCAAAUACCAGCUGAACUACAAAUCGAGGGAGAUGUUUUGAACAUCGAUCGCAGCACAUCCAUCAAGGCUUUAGGUUUAAGAUGGAUGCCAUCAUCGGACCAGCUAGGGUUUAGUGUGCCUGGUUGGAAGGAAUCAGAAAUCAUCACCAAACGCAUUGCGUUAUCAGACGCAGCUAAGUUGUUCGAUCCUCUUGGACUGUUAGGACCAGUCAUUGUAGUAGCAAAGUGUUUCAUGCAGGAGCUCUGGAAGAACGAAAAUACCUGGGAUGAACCUUUGGAGUCUGAACGGCAACAAUUCUGGUUGCGCUUCAGAGAACAACUCGCUGAUCUGACUAGCUUGACAAUUCCACGACGAGCAAUUGGUGGAACAGUGCGAAUUGAAGCUCACGGAUUUAGUGAUGCUUCCCUACGGGCUUAUGGCGCCUGUAUCUACAUACGAGCAGAAUCGUCCGAUGGCCAAGUCUCAGUACGGUUGUUAUGUGCUAAGUCAAAGGUGGCACCGAUACCUAAUACCAAACGGAAGAAAAACGUGUCCCUUCCACGGCUCGAGUUGUCGGGAGCGUUGUUACUAUCACACUUAUGGCAGAAGGUGAAGCAAGGGGUGAAAUUGGAGCUUAAAAUCAACUUCUGGGUUGAUUCGACGAUAGUUCUUCAUUGGCUUUCAAGCAGUCCUUCCCGUUGGAAACAGUUCGUUGCGAACCGAGUUGCGGAAAUCCAGCACCAAACCUACAAGAUGCCUUGGAGUUAUGUGGCCAGCGAGCACAAUCCAGCUGACAUUAUUUCCAGGGGAAUGAUGCCUUUGCAGCUCAUGGAUUCCCAACUUUGGUGGCAAGGGCCCUCAUGGUUGCAUUUUCCAAGUCAAGCUUGGCCUACGAACAAACCCAAUACUGAAAUUUCCUCGGAAGAUUUGGAAGAGCGAUCGAUUGUAGCCACAUCUCAACAGGUACCGCCAAAUUUUCUAUUCGAUCUUUUUUCAUCUUACGAAAAAUUGGUGCGACUUACGGCAUAUCUGCUGCGAUUCAUGUACAAUUGUCAACCGACACACCGCGGAAAUCUACGAAAGGGGUUUCUAAAAAUAGAUGAAUUAGUGUCAGCGUCUCUAACGCUCGUUCGUCUGGCCCAACAAGAAACCUUUGCUGAGGAGCUUCGGGAUGUUCGUCAAACUGGAGCGGUCAAGCCGAACUCAAAACUGAAAACGCUAACACCUAUUCUGAAAGAGGGUAUCCUACGUGUGGGUGGUCGUUUGCGAAACGCGCCUGUUUCGUAUGAACGCAAACAUCCGAUAAUUUUAGCGUUUUCUCACCCAUUGACCCUACUGAUUGCGCGUUCUUAUCAUCGACAAUAUCUGCAUGCGGGACAACAAGAGCUCAUAUCUAGCCUGCGUGAGAGAUUCUGGCCCCUUCGCGUACGCAACCUGGCACGAAAGGUCGUAUAUGAGUGUGUAAGUUGUUUCCGAUCCAAACCAACAACGGCAGAGCAAAUCAUGGGAGAUUUGCCCAGAGAACGCGUAAACCCAGUUCUCCCAUUCUACAACACUGGUGUGGAUCUGUGUGGUCCAUUAUUCUAUAGACAAACCAACAAGAAGGCUGCUCCAAUCAAAUGCUAUGUUGCUGUUUUCGUCUGUCUUGUGAUCAAGGCAGUACAUGUGGAGCUUAUUGCCGAUUUGUCUACUCCAGCCUUCAUUUCUACAUUGAAGCGUUUCAUAGCUCGUCGCGGUAAACCAUCCGUAAUCCAGUGCGACAACGCCAAAAAUUUCCGGGGAGCUGAUCGAGCGCUCAAGGAGAUGUAUGAGCUGUUCCAGAAACAACAACAUCAGGAUGCUGUUACAACUUACUGCGGAACGGAAGGGAUCACCUUCAACUUCAUCCCUCCGCGGUCACCCCAUUUCGGUGGGAUCUGGGAGGCCGCAGUGAAGUCGCUGAAACGGCAUCUCAAGGCUACGAUAGGAUCCAGUAUCUUGCGGCGAGACGACCUGGAAACUAUCUUAGUUCAAGUGGAGGCUUGUUUGAACUCGCGACCGUUAACUGCACUUUCCAACGAUCCAGAGGACCUGGAAAUUCUGACACCGGGUCAUUUUUUGAUUCAACGGGCGCUUACAUCGGUCCUUGAGCCAUCUUAUGCUGAGAUUCCAGGCAACCGCCUGGACCGCUAUCAACAAUUGCAGGAGUAUGUUCGGCGGAUUUGGAAGCGAUGGAAUCGAGACUACUUGUCUGGUUUGCAUCCGCGUACCCGGUGGACUUCAAGGCGAGACAACGUUCGGGAGGGCACUAUGGUCCUGCUGAAGGAGGACAACCUUCCCCCUCUCAAAUGGCGCUUCGGCCGAGUGCUGAAGAUUUAUCCUGGUGAUGACGGCUUGGUUCGAGUGGUUGAUGUGAAAACGAAGGAUGGAAUUUACAGAAGAGCCAUCACCAAGAUCUGCAUACUGCCCGGACAGAAGGAAGAAAGAGAGGUUUCGUAA